AGCAGUCACAGAGCAGCAGCAUCCCAGCGCUAGCAUCACUGUAAGCAAAGACUGCGGGCAGGAGAAGGACCCCAAUGUCUCUCUGAAAACAGAGUGCCCCUCCUCCCUCCCAAGACUUCCUUAGAAAAUCUCACUCCCUCUCAAGACUGCACAGAAGACAACACAUCACCCCAGAGCAAGCACUUUGAGGACAGGACAUCCCUCCAGAACAUCAAUGCAGGCAGGUCAAGGAGCCUUGUACUUUGCUACAGAGUAGUGCAGACCUCAUUCCAGUACUCCUGAGGGCAGGACACCAUGUCAGUACCUUCUGAGAAUACAGGAUCACAACAAGUCAUCUCAUAACCCAGUUCUUCACUGAAGACAAGCAAAGACCCCAAAAUAUUGGUGAAGACACGGCAUUAACCUUCUUUGGGAAGGACAUAUUUCCAGAACCUCACUGCAAAGUGAACUGGUAGAACAAGACCUCCAAUGCUUUAUUGUAAGUAGAUUAAGACCCCCCCCCCCCCCCCAACAUUUCUCUGAAGAAGACCAUCACUCCAACUUUUCACUGAAAACAGGAGAACCUCCAAGACUUGAGAGGAGACCUCACCCCAACAACCAUUCCAAAGACAGGGCAUCACACCAUUUCAUUGGGGACCACCAAAAGGACCAUCCCAGGGACAGGGCAUUCAUAAGCUGCACUCUUACAGCUUCUUAGUAUUUGUAAGUAGUGGUAGACCCAGGCAAGGAACCAAUGGGAACUCAAGAGCCUAACAAUCCUUUGCAACCAGUCAGUUGAGCUCCACUCUACUGAAGGUAGGAAACAAGUUAUGGACUCUGUAGAACUUUUUGCAGGUUGUGCAUGACUUGCAUUAUACUGCUGGAAAUAGAACAUUGCCUGCAAAACUGCACCCUAAAACUAAAAAGCCAACAAGACAUGACCCAGUCACCCAAGUCCUCUCACAGCUGAGCUACAAGGGUACACCACAUGAGUACAGCACCCCAACACUCUAUCUACUCCAAGAAAGUCAUCACUUCACCCAAGAAUCCAAUAGGAUCUGGACACCACUUGUACGGUAGUUGACUAAGAAGACUUCACCGUUCCUUCCAUGCACCCAGCACCGGGAUGGACCCUGCUCCUCAGGUCUAAGCUGCUUACCUGCCAAGACCCUAGAUUAAACUCUCAGCACCUUCACCACACGCUUCUAGGGUUGAGGUCUACAUACUAAGAGGCCAAGAACACCAAGCUUCAGCCUCAUGGUCUGGAUGCUGGACCUCACAUAACAGCCAAGGGUAUUCCACUGUUUAAAGGUGGUUAAUGGAGAGACGGUCGAAUGACAGCCGGGACUGUGGUCAUCACCGGUGGAAUAUUAGCGACUGUUAUCCUUCUCUGUAUUAUUGCAGUUCUCUGCUAUUGCCGGCUACAAUAUUACUGCUGCAAGAAGGAGGACUCGGAAGAGGAUGAGGAAGAGCCAGACUUUGCCGUCCAUUCCCGAUUCCCACCGGUACAUUGCAACCGGAAUGUAGUGUUAGCCAACGGCCCGUCCAUCUACGCCUCCCCCUACAACAAGAAGCAUUCGCAGCACUGCAGGAGCGUGUGCCAGGGCUGCUCCCACAAUGAACCGCCGGCUUUCCUCCUGCACCCACCGGACGAAAUCCGAAAUGGCGGCGACCGCAUCACCUACAAAGCGAUCAGCCAGGAAGAAAUCGAACUGCCGGUUAACCUGAGCAAUUUGCAGAUGCUCAACCCCAACCGCCUGUCUGCUAUGAGGGAGGCUUUUUCCCGGAGCCGCAGUAUCAGCACGGAUGUAUGAGGGCGGAGCGCCACCUCCUGGCCGGACGCCGCCCCCUCUCCUGUCCUCGGCAUGUUUGGCUUUGCUCGGUACCACCUCCCUAUACAUCAUCAUCACCGCCAUCUGUUUUCUUCUCUAUUCCUUUUUUCUGAAACCAUGAAAAAUUUUUGGAAAACUUUGUCUCCCUCUUGUGGUUGAUAUUGUGCAAAAAAUACCCUUUAAGACGUGAAACGCACAGUACAACAGUUUUUUUCCCCGUCCAUGCUUCAGUCUCGCCACCGAUGAGAAGUAUCGGCAAAGAGUGUUUUUUUUUUUUUUUUUUAACAAUGAAUGUAUUUAGACCUGAUAGAAGUAUAUAAUACGUCACAGUAAGCAAAAAAAAAAAAAAAUGGUGGCACUAAGUCCCUGCCGCAGUAUUGAAUUUUUUUUUUCAACAAAACUUUAUUUGUACCCUAUAUUUAAUGACAUGCUGUGUGUUGUACUUUUUACGUGUGACAAAAGGGGACAUGAUGUCAAAAUAUUGUCACAGACAUUUUUUGUGCCACUUGGAUGCGGUCACCGGGACGGGAAUAGUGACUAGAUAUUUAUGCAAUGGGGACGUGGAGAAGGAGGGGACUUUUUGUAAGGCGCAAGAGCAAUAGGCGCUACCUACAGGUCAGAGAUAGAAUUAAGAAAAUUUGCACAGAAAAAAAGGGGGCACAUACAUUUUUGGAAGGCUCCUCCCAGCCAUAACAUGCUACUUAAGUUAUAUCCAUACGUCAGAAUUUUUUUUUAGACUCUAUAGGUGUCUAUGUAUCUGCUGAAAUCUGUAUACAGCGACAUUCCUUUAAUCCGGUAUCACCACCACCUGAAUUAUCAAAUGUUCUGGAUGAUCAAAUGGUCGUAGAAAAGUAUAAAAAGUGUCCAGAACAUAAAAUAUGCUGCUACCCCCACCAGCAUACAGGGCAUUCGGAAAGUCUUCAGACCCUUCCACUUAUUUAACAUUUUGUUACCUUGCGAUGUUGCGGACUUUUUCUAGUACCAACAGAAUCCCAGUUUCCCCCAUUAUUCUUCACUCAAUACCCCAUAAUGAGAAAGGAGAAACAGAAUUGGGGAAUUUUUUGCGAAUUUAUUAAAAAGGAAAAACUAACAUUUCACAUGGACACAAGUAUUCAAACCCCUUACUCAGGACUUAGGUGAAGCCUCUUUGGCAGGGAUCACAGCCUCCAAUCUUCUUGGGGAUGAGGCCAUAAGGUUUAUACACCUGGAUGGAUUUGGGGAUCUUCUGCCAUUUUGCUAUGCAUAGUAUCUGUACUUUGCUCGUUCAACUUUUCCUCAGUUCUGACCAGUCUCCCGGUUCCCCCCCAGACAUGAUGCUGCCCCCACCAUGAUCACUGUAGGGAUGGUAUUGGGCAGUGCCUGGUUUCCUACAGACAUGAUGCUGCCCCCACCAUGAUCACUGUAGGGAUGGUAUUGGGCAGUGCCUGGUUUCCUACAGACAUGAUGCUGCCCCACCAUGAUCACUGUAGAGAUGGUAUUGGGCAGGUGAUGGGCAGUGCCUGGUUUCCUCCAGACAUGAUGCUGCCCCCACCAUGAUCACUGUAGGGAUGGUAUUGGGCAGGUGAUGGGCAGUGCCUGGUUUCCCCCAGACAUGAUGCUGCCCCCACCAUGAUCACUGUAGGGAUGGUAUUGGGCAGGUGAUGGGCAGUGCCUGGUUUCCUCCAGACAUGAUGCUGCCCCCACCAUGAUCACUGUAGG
This is a messenger RNA of Hyla sarda, 3509 nucleotides long. RefSeq names its product family with sequence similarity 163 member B (gene FAM163B). NCBI's taxonomy places the organism in Eukaryota, Metazoa, Chordata, Amphibia, Anura, Hylidae. The transcript is spliced from 3 exons. The record is from RefSeq and is a predicted model, not a curated record. The coding region runs from base 1314 to 1793 and encodes 159 amino acids.